AUGGAAGGCGGAGAACAAAGAUACCAGAAAUCGCCUAUUCAUCUUCUUAAUCUGCUUCGCAAUCUUGUCAUUGCUGAUCCUCAAAACUGCAGAAAGCACAAAAAAUUCAGAAGAAGAGAGAGAGGGGAGCGGAGCACAAAUGCAGUAUUAAGCAGGAUAAUAUACAGGAACAUACAAGAGCUGGAAGCGGCAGGGAUUAGAGUGAAGAGAAACAAGUCACGUAUAUUUGGAGACAUCUCUUUCCAUGUUGGAUGGUUGGGUGCGGAACUGAUGCUUCCUGAUAUCAUAGUUGAUGACAACACAGCUCCGAUGUUUCUGAACUUGAUAGCUUAUGAGAUGUGUCCAGAUUUUCUGAACAAUUACGAGGUUGUGGAAGCAUAG
Messenger RNA from Sphenostylis stenocarpa, 381 nucleotides. NCBI's taxonomy places the organism in Eukaryota, Viridiplantae, Streptophyta, Magnoliopsida, Fabales, Fabaceae. The record is from the annotation of a GenBank genome assembly.